GAGGCAGCACUCAACUCAACAUGAAAUGCAAUUUCAAUGGAACCCUGCUGAUCAGUGUGCUCCCUCCACUGUUGCUGACAGAGUUUGUUUUGGGAGUCCUUGGAAAUGGUUUGGCUCUCUGGAUCUUCAUCUUCCGCCUGAAGCCCUGGAAGAGCAGCACGGUGUUACUCUUCAACUUGGCAAUGGCUGAUUUUCUGCUCCUCUUGGCUUUGCCUUUCCGUGCAAGCUACUACAUGUCUGAGAUCAAGUGGAUGUUUGGAGUCCCUCUGUGUAACAUCUGCCUCUUCAUGUUGGCAAUGAACCGCAGUGGAAGUACCCUCUUCUUGAUGGCUAUCGCUGUGGACAGGUACAUGCGCGUGGUGCAUCCCCAUAAUUCCAUCAACUCUCUGAGUAUCUCCAAAGCCGUGUGUGGAGCAGUUGCACUAUGGUUGGUCACAAUCUCAAUGACAGCUCAUGUUUUCAGUCUGAAUCACAGCAACACAACCUACUGCGAGAGCUUCAUGAUUGAAACUGAAUCUCAGUUUACUAUGAACUGGCAUACGUUUGUGUUUCUCUUUUCCUUCUAUAUGCCUCUGCUUGUGAUUCUCUUCUGCACCUUCCAGAUUAUUGGUCACCUGAGAAGGAGACAGUUGGCCCACCAUGCAAAGAUUAAGACGGCUCUUUACUUUAUUACAGUCGUGGCCGUGAUCUUCAUGAUUUGCUUCCUCCCGAGCAACAUCACGCAGCUGCUGAUUUCGAUCAAGACCAAUCAAGUAGCCAGCAGCCGCCCCGAAUCUGAAGUCUGCCCUGCUCUGGAAAAUCUGACCACCGGGUUUUACCUCACCAUUAGCCUGACCUAUCUCAACAGCGUGUUGGACCCUGUCGUUUACUACUUCUCCAGCCCUGCCUUCAAGAACAUCUGCAGGAAAGCUCUUCAUCUGUCCCAAACAGACGUUGCUGAAAGUUCAGAGAAGAAAACUCGAGAAACAGGCUCCCAGUCGAUCAGCCAGCUGUGAUCAAGUAAAUCAUUGAGAUGAAUGCAGCCCCGCAGCUUUAAUUUGGUUUAAAAGUGACAUGUUUCUUUCAAAGUUGGUAUGUAAAUCCUGCAGCGCAUAAUCCAGUAGUUACCCAGUAUAUAUCGACUGCACUCGAUUGCCUUUCGAUAUAUAUAAUGCAAUAAUAUAGAUAUGCUAAUGUUGUAAAGUUGUAUUAUAUUUUCUUUUCUCUCUAUGUAUUGACAUAGUUUAGUUCUUGCUAUUGAAGUCCAUUGCAUUAUCCAGAUGUUUUCAUACUUAUUUCAUCAUGUGAAUAAAAUAUCAUCUUGUAAUUCUGAGAAAACUGUAUCAUAAUUAUGGAAAUACAACUGUUAGUAAAAGGAUUUCAUAAUGCGGCAUAGCUUUCUCACAUCCGGUGUUCUUUGGUCAUAACAGGGCCAAUUCAUAUUAAUAACAAUAUAUAAAGGUAAAAUUAAAAUAUUUUUUCCUGGAUUAUAUUAAUUGGAUUUCACUUAACAUGAAAUACACGGACUCAAUAUAUAGAAGUCACUAUAAUAAUUAAGCACCAUAAAUCGAAAUGACCGUGUAUCCAACACAUGUUUGCCUGUUAUAUGUGGCUUUAUUAAAACAGAAUUUAUGGCACAGGACUUCCACUUGGUUGAUUAUAGAAAGUGAAAUAUUCAAUGCCAGGUCUUACUAACUCGAUGUACAUGAAUGAGUGAACAACAUGAUGACGGCAACGGUUUUGUUUACGACUGUAAAUUCAGCAGCAGUUGAAUCUGAGGACCAAUUUAACCCACUAGUUCUCAGAAUAGAUGAUAGAUAUGGUGCAUACCCCAUGACAGACAUAACCAUAUAAAACCACAAACCUCUCCUGCCAUCAAAGAGUAUGCAGGUAACCAUCGAAGGUUAUGUCUUCCACCUUUCUCUCUGUAAAGUGAAUGUACGUGAAACCUCAAAUAAAUGAUGAAUUUAUAAAGAAA
This is a messenger RNA of Cottoperca gobio, 1957 nucleotides long. Its product is annotated as hydroxycarboxylic acid receptor 2-like. Bases 21 to 995 code for a protein of 324 amino acids. The record is from RefSeq and is a predicted model, not a curated record. The transcript has a single exon. Gene Ontology annotation, cellular component: plasma membrane. Gene Ontology annotation, molecular function: G protein-coupled receptor activity. Gene Ontology annotation, biological process: G protein-coupled receptor signaling pathway. Lineage: Eukaryota; Metazoa; Chordata; Actinopteri; Perciformes; Bovichtidae.